GGGGGCAGGAGGGGAGGGGUGCAGCACUCUCUGAUUGUGAGAAUCAUACAAUCAGGACCACCCGUUAGCCUCUCUCGGGUCAGUGACUCCUGGUCCUGGAGGUGGGAGUGAGACACCUUCUAUGUUCCAGGGUGUCCAGGUCCUCCUCAGCCCUGGACCUCCUCCCUUCAUUCCCCCAUCUUCCAAACAGAGGUGAAUGGGAGUCCAGAACGUUGGUCCCAGAAAGGCUCCAACUAUAUGGGUUUCUGGGCCACCUGUCAGAGAGCUGGGACCAGGUCUGUGAGCAGUUCCAGCUCCAGCCCAAAGAGAAGGGAGGGAGGGUGCCAGGAAGGGGCCUGGCCCAGGACCUGGCACAGCUCAAAUGUCUCCCUGGCAGGCACUGGCUGCUGAUGCCAAAUGGUCCUUCCAACCCCCAAAAGCAGUCCUCCGAAGGGCCCCCCUCCCCAGAGCUGGUCUUGGCGAUCCUCUGAUCUGGCCCCAUCAGUAACCUCCUCCCUCUCAAAGGUCAGAGAGAGACCCUGGGCAUCUGGCUUCUGCCACUCCUCCCCCAACUCUGACCCCAAGGAGAUGAUACCCAGGCACAGUGGGAGAAAUAAGUGGUAGGGAAGCAUCCCUAGGAGGGUCUGGGAUCCCUGGGAGGAUCUGGGAGAAGACGGAAAUUUCCCAUCAGCUUAAGCUCAGGAAAAGGGAGGAAGGCAGAGCCUGAAAGGGUGGGGAAAAUGGGGUUGAAUAAUGGGCCUGCAGUGGGAAUGCACAGCCAGUGGGAAUGAGCCAAUCUCUAGGAAGUCUUGACUGCAGAUUAACCUUUAUCCCUCCUGCUGGCCUGGCCUAUUCCAAGGCAGACUUGGGUCUCCAUGCUCUUCUAAGUCUAGCCUGACUCCUAAAAAUGAUGCUGGACACUAGCUCUGCAGUCUUCCCUCCUGGGUGCACACUGGCCUGGUGCCUGACUUGCUGUGCUGGGGACUCGGGGUCAACUCUCUCCCUCUCUGGGCCCCAUUUCUCAAUGUCAUAUCCCCUCAUCUAUCAGUUAUGAGAGUGUAAGUGCUUUAAGAUCUUCAGAGGAAUAUUCUGGGUUCUCAGAGUUUCUGAUAGCUAAGGGUGGGAGGAAGAUGGCCCCUCCUAUUUAUUCUUAGCCCCCCUGAGCCCACUCUGCCAGCCUGGGACUGGGGUGAGGGAAGUGAGAGGCUGGAUGGAAGCCAGACUGGCAGAGACAGGGGCUUUGUCCCAGAUGCUUUCUGAGCCAGGAGAUCCGGUGGGAAAGCCCGUGCCAGGCAGGAAGGAAAGGCUGGGAGGAAGAAGGGAGAAGGCAGCCAAGGAUGGGGGUGGAGUAUCCUGAGGAAUAAAGAGAAGACUUUCCCUUCCCUCCAUCAGCCUGCAGCAUGGCCCCAUUGUUCCUGCCCCUGCUGGCAACCCUGGCCCUGGCCCAGGUCCCUGCGGCCUUAGCUGAUGCCCUGGAAAGGGACAGCUCAGAGGACCGGGCCUUCCGUGUGCGCAUCGCGGGCACCGCGCCGCUGCAGGGUGUGCUGGGCGGCACCCUCACCAUCCCAUGCCACGUUCACUACCUGCGGCCACUGCCUGGCCGCCGGGCUGUGCUGGGCUCCCCGAGGGUCAAGUGGACCUUCCUGUCCGGGGGCCGGGAGGCCGAGGUGCUGGUGGCCCGGGGGCUGCGCGUCAAGGUGAGCGAAGCCUACCGGUUCCGCGUGGCGCUGCCUGCCUACCCGGCGUCUCUCACCAAUGUCUCCCUGGCUCUGAGCGAGCUGCGGCCCAACGACUCAGGCAUCUACCGCUGCGAGGUCCAACAUGGCAUAGAUGACAGCAGUGACGCUGUGGAGGUCAAGGUCAAAGGGGUCGUCUUUCUCUACCGCGAGGGUUCAGCCCGCUACGCUUUCUCCUUCUCUGGGGCCCAGGAGGCCUGUGCCCGCAUCGGAGCCCGCAUCGCCACCCCGGAGCAGCUCUAUGCCGCCUACCUCGGGGGCUAUGAGCAGUGUGAUGCUGGCUGGCUGUCCGACCAGACUGUGAGGUAUCCCAUCCAGACCCCGCGAGAGGCCUGUUAUGGAGACAUGGAUGGUUUCCCUGGGGUCCGGAACUAUGGAGUGGUAGACCCAGAUGACCUCUAUGAUGUCUACUGUUAUGCUGAAGACCUGAACGGUGAUUGGGGAGAGCUGUUCCUGGGCGCCCCUCCAGACAAGCUGACGUUGGAGGAGGCACGGGCAUACUGCCGGGAGCGGGGUGCGGAGAUUGCCACCACGGGCCAGCUGUAUGCAGCCUGGGAUGGUGGCCUGGACCGCUGCAGCCCGGGCUGGCUGGCCGAUGGCAGUGUGCGCUACCCCAUUGUCACACCCAGCCGGCGCUGCGGUGGGGGCCUGCCUGGUGUCAAGACUCUCUUCCUCUUCCCCAACCAGACCGGCUUCCCCAACAGGCACAGUCGCUUCAAUGUCUACUGCUUCCGAGACUCUGCCCAGCCCUCUGCCAUCCCUGAGGUCUCCAACCCAGCCUCCGACCUGGCCUCUGAUGGACUGGAAGCCAUUGUCACAGUGACAGAGACCCUGGAGGAACUGCAGCUGCCGCAAGGAGCUGUGGAGAGCGAGUCCCGAGGAGCCAUCUACUCCAUUCCCAUCGUGGAGGAUGGAGGAGGUGGAAGCUCCACUCCAGAAGACCCAGCAGAAGCCCCUAGGACCCUCCUAGAAUUCAAAACCCAAACCAUUGUACCUCCCUUGGGGUCCUCAGAAGAGGAAGACAAGGUGUUGGAGGAAGAUGAGAAAUACAAGGAUGAAGAGAAAGAGGAGGAGGAAGAAGAGGAGGAGGUGGAAGAUGAGGCCCUGUGGGCCUGGCCCAGCGAGCUCAGCAGCCUGGAUGAAGAGGCCUAUCUCCCCACUGAGCCGGCCCUAGAGGAAUCACUUUCUGAGGCAACCCCGCUGCUGACAAGGGCAGUCCUACAGCGUGAUGCAUCACCACCACCUGAUGGAGAGCCAGAGGCCCCUAGGCCUCCAGGGGUCCUUGGACCACCCACUGAGACUCUGCCCACUCCCAGGGAGGGGAGCCUGGCACCCCCACCGCCUUUCACUCCAGCUGGGGCAAGAGAGGUUGGGGAGGAGACUGGGGGUCCUGAGCUGUCUGGGGUCCCUCAAGGAGAGAGUGAGGAGACAGGGAGCUCCGAGGAGUCUCCUCUCCUGCUUCCAGCCACAAGGGCCCCUGAGGGUCCCGGGGACCCGGAGGCCCCCUCUGAAGAGAAUUCUGGAAGAACUGUCCCAGCAGGGACCUCAGUUCGGGCCCAGCCGGUGCUGCCCACUGACAGCGCUGGCCAAGGCGGAGUGGCCGUGGCCCCCUCACCAGGUGACUGUGUCCCCAGCCCCUGCCACAAUGGUGGGACAUGCUUGGAGGAGGAGGAGGGGGUCCGCUGCCUGUGUUUGCCUGGCUAUGGGGGGGACCUGUGCAAUAUCGGCCUCCACUUCUGCAGCCCGGGCUGGGACGCCUUCCAGGGCGCCUGCUACAAGCACUUUUCUACACGAAGGAGCUGGCAGGAGGCAGAGACCCGGUGCCGAAUGUACGGGGCGCACCUGGCCAGCAUCAGCACGCCUGAGGAACAGGACUUCAUCAACAAUCGAUACCGGGAGUACCAGUGGAUCGGGCUCAAUGACAGGACCAUAGAAGGCGAUUUCCUGUGGUCAGACGGCGUCCCCCUGCUCUAUGAGAACUGGAACCCCGGGCAGCCUGACAGCUACUUCCUGUCUGGAGAGAACUGCGUGGUCAUGGUGUGGCACGAUCAAGGACAAUGGAGUGAUGUGCCUUGCAACUACCACCUGUCCUACACCUGCAAGAUGGGGCUGGUGUCCUGUGGGCCCCCACCGGAGUUGCCCCUGGCUCAAGUGUCUGGCCGCCCACGACCGCGCUAUGAGGUGCACACAGUGCUUCGUUACCGGUGCCGAGAGGGGCUGGCCCAGCGCAACCUGCCACUGAUCCGCUGCCAGGAGGAUGGUCACUGGGAGCCCCCCCAGAUCUCCUGCGUGCCCCGUAGGCCUGCUCGAGCUCUGCACCCAACGAAGGUCCCAGAAGGACAUCAAUGGAGGCUCCUGGGGCACUGGAAGGUGCGGUUGACCCCUCCUUCCAGUCCUGUUCCAGGUCCCUAGGGGGCAAGGUCUUGUCCACUGCUGCCCCCAGCAUUGCCCUCUCCCCACAACCCUCCCUCACACCCUAUGCUCUUCCCAUCACAGGAAGUGACCACAUGAGAGGGGUGGGGCUGGAAUCCAGAAUUCCCUGAAGGGACUUCUGGGAACUACCUGGGCAGCUCCAGCCCAGCCUGAGCCCUCAUCCCUGCUCUGUGAGUCAAGUUUUUCCCUCAGGGCCUCGAGUAAGUCCCUAAGUGCCUCAGCUGCCCUCUCCUUGCCAGCCAUCCUGUCCCCUCCAUUCCCCUGGGGGGCACUGUGCCCACUCUCUAUUUUCCAAGGGAAGGGAUUUGCAGGAUGGAGUGCCUGUAAAGCCAGCAGGAAAUACAGCUGCAUUUGGA
Manis javanica (Malayan pangolin) is the source of this 4504-nucleotide messenger RNA. RefSeq names its product brevican (gene BCAN). Gene Ontology annotation, molecular function: hyaluronic acid binding. Gene Ontology annotation, cellular component: synapse; perineuronal net. Gene Ontology annotation, biological process: cell adhesion; skeletal system development; positive regulation of neuroblast proliferation. NCBI's taxonomy places the organism in Eukaryota, Metazoa, Chordata, Mammalia, Pholidota, Manidae. The record is from RefSeq and is a predicted model, not a curated record.